AAAACAAAACACAACUAUCUGUCGAACUCCGCCUACUUUUCAUAUCCAGCCGGUCAGUGACCAAUCUACGUGUAAUGAAGUUGAGCGUUUGGGCACGCUCCUGUGUAGUGUGCAAUACUUAACGAGAAGUGUUUGUUGUUUUCGUUCGAUUAAAAUACACCAAGAUUCGGCGGAAUGUUUAAGUUCAUUAAGGCGAAAGGGCCCCACCAAACGGCCGAACGGCAAAAGUUACAGAAGGAAUUGUUCUCCUACCGGAGGACGCUCCAGCACGGUUUCCCGCACAAACCCACCGCCUUGGCCUGGGACCCGUCGUUGCGGUUGAUAUGCAUCGGCACCGCCACCGGCGCCAUCAAGGUCUUCGGCCAGCCGGGCGUCGAAUUCUACGGGCAACACCAGAACCCCAUACCCGUCACGAAAAUCGUCUUCCUACCCGACCAAGGUAGAAUCGUAUCGCUUUGCGACGACAACUCGCUGCACCUGUGGGAGGUGAACAAGAGCUCUUUGAUCGAAGUCAAAUCGCAGGCGUUGGAAGGGAAACUGAAGAAAAUCUCCACGGUGUGCUUGGAGACGGCGUGCAAACACCUACUGCUCGGCACCGAAGGCGGCAACAUCUAUUUGCUCGACUUGAACACCUUCACCAUGACCCCGGACAUCAUCUAUCAAGACGUCGUCAUGCAAAACGUUCCGCAAGAUUACAAAUUGAAUCCGGGAGCCGUGGAAUCCGUGCUGGAGCAACCGAACCAUCCCAAUCACAUACUGAUCGGCUACAACAGGGGCCUGAUCGUCCUGUGGAACAAGGCCGAUAAUGCGGCGGUGAAAACCUUCAUCGCCAAUCAACAAUUGGAGGCGUUGACGUGGAAAGAAGACGGCCGGCAUUUUCUCAGCGCCCACAACGACGGCAGCUACAUGGAGUGGAAUAUCGAUCAAUCGGAGAAGCCCGUGGGCGAGCCGAUAACCACGUACGGCCCGUACGCCUGUAAGGCCAUUCCGAAAAUACUGACGAGGCGAUUGGGCGACGAUCAGCUGUUGGUCUUCUCCGGGGGUUUACCGAGAACGUACAGCGACAAAUACACGGUGUCGGUGGCGCACGGCGACAAGCACGUGGCCUUCGACUUCACGAGCAAGGUGAUUGAUUUUAUUUUGAUAGAAUCUAGAAGCCACGAAGAGAACGGUACAGAUAGUAACGACGUUACGGAAAAUAGCGCAGCUAGUAAAGGCGAACCCGAAACCGUCGUGGUUCUGGCCGAAGAGGAACUGGUAGCUAUAGAUUUGAAAGACGAGAACUGGAAAAUGCUGAAUUUGCCCUAUUUAGCGCCGUUGCACGCUUCGGCGGUUACUUGCAGUCAAUACGUAUCAGGUAUACCUGAGGAAUUGUGGGAGCACUUGAAAGAUGCCGGGAAAGUACAGACGGGCCAUCUCUAUUCGAACCGCCCGUGGCCCAUCGACGGGGGCGGUUUGUUGUGUUCGAAAGGCUCCCAGCCCAAGAGGGAGCUCCUCCUCACCGGCCACGAAGACGGUACUGUCAAAUUCUGGGACGCCGGAGGAGUCACUUUAACGUUAAUCUACAAAUUCAACACAGCUCAGUUCUUCUCCGGAGACGAUUUGGAAGAAGUCCAUCCGGACCCGGAAGAUUUGGAGGACGAAUGGCCGCCGUUCAGGAAGAUCGGCAUAUUCGAUCCCUACUCGGACGAUCCGCGAUUGGCCGUUAAGAAAAUCACGCUGUGUCCUCUAUCCGGCACGCUCGUCGUCAGCGGUACUGCCGGUCAAACCAUCGUGGCGAAAUUCGACACCGAGCUACUCGAGGCGCCGCUCAAAGUCUCCACGAUGAACAUCGUCAGCGAUAGAGACGGUUUCGUGUGGAAAGGACACGGCCAGCUCACCCCAAAACAAGGAACGAUCGCACAAUCCAGAGGCUUCCAAGCGAAUUCGAUUCUUCAAGUGCACCCGCCCGCCGCCAUUACAUGCUGCGUGCUCCAAGCCGAUUGGGGUUUAGUAGCGGUCGGUACGGCCCACGGGCUCGCCUUGCUCGACUACAUCCGGAACAAACCCAUCAUGGUGAAAUGCACGCUAAAUCCCAACGAUCUGACGGGCGCCGGCGAUGCGCCGAUCUCCCGCAGGAAAUCGUUCAAGAAAUCGCUGCGGGAAUCGUUCAGGCGCUUGAGGAAGGGCCGCUCGCAGCGCAGGAACCCCAACAAAGACGACAAAACGGCCACGUCGCCGGCGGGUAAGAGAACCGCGCCCGCCGACGAUCCGGUGAAUCCGCUCGACGCGAAACCUGUCGAACGACAAAUCGAGGCGAGGGCCAGCGACGAUUCCAUGGCCUCCUACGUGCGGUGUUUGUAUUUCGCGCGAACGUUUUUAGUCAGUGUACAAAAUACGAAUCCGACGCUUUGGGCAGCUACGAACAACGGCACCGUCUACGCCUUCACGAUAAUGGUACCGUCGACGUCGAAGCGCGACACGGACGACAUCACCUGUCAGCUAGCCAAAGAGAUCCAAUUGAAACACCGGGCGCCGGUGAUAGGCAUCGCCGUCCUGGACGGAUCGAGCAAACCCCUGCCGGAACCGCUCGAAGUCGAAAAGGGCGUCGCCCCGCUGCCCGACACCACGCAGGCCCACCGCGUCGUCAUCGCCUCCGAGGAGCAAUUCAAAAUAUUCACGUUGCCCAACUUGAAGCCCUUCUGUAAAUACAAGCUGACCGCGCACGAAGGAGCGCGAGUGAGGAGGAUGGCGUUCGCGAACUUCUCCUGCCAAACGGACGAUGUGAAACAUUCCGAAGUCGAUCUACUCUGCCUGACGAACCUCGGCGAUUGCCUGGUCCUCAACAUUCCGGAACUCAAAAGACAACUCAACGCGGCCGCCAUCAAAAAGGAAGACAUCAACGGGAUAUCGUCGCUGGUGUUCACCAAGGACGCGCAAGCGCUCUACCUGCACUCGUCCUCGGAGCUGCAGAGGCUGUCGCUGUCCACCAGCAGCGUGACGAUGGCCAGGUGCUACCUGCCGCUGCCGGCCGGCGCCCGCGACGACAACGUCUCCGAGGCGGGCUCGUCGCCGGAGCGCGAGCCGCUGGAAACGUCCGCCGACGGUCACGCGCACUUGGUCAACGGCAACGCCGAGAGCAAAGAGGGCAGCGUGGCGGACAAGUCUGAUGAUGUCAAGACGAACGGGGACGAAACGUUGCACAACGUGACGGUGUCGAGCAGCGUGGGCGACAUCACCAUCGACAGCGUCAAGGAUCAUCUCGGUUCAGGUGAGGAUCUCGCGAGAAAGCUUACCAAUAUGACCGUCGCGAAAACAGUGACCGGCGUUUUAAGCGAUAGUGCGACGCAAGAGGGCGUCGUUGCGAGUAUUACCACGACGGCGACGUCGGCAGGUCAGGAAGCUAUUAUAGAAAGUCAGGAGGAUGGAACACCGGCAAGUUUAGAGGUUAAAGCGAUUCAAGUGAGCGACUUGUUACUUCGAGCUCCUUUGGCGUUGGCUGAAGAGGAUUCUUAAUCGCGAAAGGGUUCAAAGAUAAAAAUGGUCAAUAAACAUGCCAUAUCACCGGGAUCAGUAUUUCCUUUCUUCAUAUUUCAUUUACACUAUAUAUUCUUUGUCGAGUUGUUUAUAGUAUUUUUAUUAUUUUCGCAGAUAUAUUUAUAUGUUUUUUUUUUUCGUCAAAAAUGGAAGUAUUGUGUUUUGUA
Molecule: messenger RNA, 3683 nt
Organism: Phyllotreta striolata
Lineage: Eukaryota; Metazoa; Arthropoda; Insecta; Coleoptera; Chrysomelidae
Source: the annotation of a GenBank genome assembly